UCCCAGUGCCACAGAAGAAACUUAAGGCGUACCUGCUUAAAGGCACCGCGGGCUGUCAUCAGCUUGGAGAUAGUGUUUUCCCUUUAUUUCCUCUAUUAAAAAGUUUAAGACGGAGAACAAACAUCGGUUUAUUCAGAGGAAAGAGGCGGAACUGUGAGAUUAACACAGAAACUGUUCUUCGGCGACGGAUUAGAUCAAAUUACGAGGAGCGUGUGUUGCUGUUAAAGAUGCGGAAACCACAGAAGCGGUCCAAGUCUGGAUUUUGAGCUAUACAACGUGUGCAUGAGCGGGAAGCAGCAUGCCAAGGCUAAAGAGUAAAAUUGUUCCAAGUUGGACUGAAACGGUAUGAAGUUUAUUUUGGGUGGGAUAACCCCAGUGCUAUGAAUCGACUCAUUCUUCCUACAUUCCUCGGAAUUUGCGGGUUUUCGUUGGACAACCACAAUGUCAAAAGUUAUUCAGAAGAAGAACCACUGGAUCACAAAAGUGAACGAGUGCGCCGUCAUCCGGGACGCCAGUGGGGAGUUGAACGUGGAGCUGCACGGUGGAGCAGAGAAUGGAGAGUUUGCAUACAUCGGGCAAAUCAGGGAGGAUGCUGUGGUUUCCCAGGACGGGAAACUGUCUGUGGGAGAACUGCUGCUAGAAGUUGAGGGGCUGUCAGUGUCUGGACUACCCCUUUAUGACAUCUACACUGUGAUCAACUGCUGUAAAGGACCUGUCAGGUUAAAAACUGUUCGUCAAGGUCACAAGCUCAACAAGGACCUGAAGCACUUCUUGAGCUUGAGGUUUCAGAAAACGUCGCCUGACCAUGAGUUGCAGAAGACCAUCCGAGCCAAUUUAUAUCGCCAUGCUGUGCCUUGUACGACCCGCCCCCCUCGAGACGGAGAGGUUCCAGGGUUGGAUUACAACUUCCUGUCUGUGGACGACUUCCUACAAUUGGAGGAGAGUGGCACACUACUGGAAGUAGGAACGUAUGAAGGUAACUAUUAUGGGACCCCAAAGCCUCCACGGCAGCCCAUCAUUGGGACAGUGACUCUCAGUGAUGCGGGCUCCCAUCCGUCCACACCAAAGCGCACCAAGUCCUACAAUGACAUGCAAAAAGUCCGCGUAGUGCCUGCUGACGACGACGAUGACGACCAGGCCACGGAAAUGAACAACAGUUUUACAGGAUCCUUAGUGCGUAGUCUCUUCCCCUCUCCUUUGUUGUGCACAGGUAACCCUAACGACCAGGACGAGAGCCGCAGCGGCAUCCUCCGUCCGUACCCCGUGCGUGAUAAUGCUCUGCCCUGUGGUCUAAACAAUGCAGCCACCUCCACUGCAGAGAGCGGGCAGCAGACGCUUGCAGAACCCCAGGUCUCUCCAGAGGACCCUCUGGGACCACUGCCCGAAAACUGGGAGAUGGCCUACACCGAGAACGGGGAACUGUACUUCAUAGACACGGCAAAGACUCUCCACCAGGACAUGGCUGUGUGUUUUCAGAGCUUCCACAACACAAAGACCACAUCCUGGCUGGAUCCCCGGUGUAGAGACAAAGCCCCCCGCCCUCUGGAAGAGUGUGAUGAUGAUGAAGAAGGGAUACAUACAGAAGACCUGGAAAGUGAUCUAGAGCUGCCUCCAGGAUGGGAGAGAAUAGAUGACCCGGUGUACGGAGUGUAUUAUGUGGACCAUAUAAACAGGAAGACCCAGUAUGAGAACCCAGUGGUGGAGGCGCGGCGUCAAAAAAUCCUAGAGCAGCAACAGCCGCCGCAGCCUCCAGAAGGUGAGCGGUAUAUCCGAGAGUGGAUAGAGGAGCAUUCGUCAGCUGCAGCUCCUCUGGCAAACUAUGCUCCAAACCACCUGGAGACCUACAGGGACCCACAAGUCCCACCCGCUCUACCUCCCGGCCCAGUCGGAGUUAAAAGGGGGAAACCUUUCUUCACCAGAAACCCUGCAGAGCUGAAAGGAACCUUCAUCAACACCAAGCUGAAGAAAAGCCGCCGUGGAUUUGGCUUCACGGUAGUCGGAGGUGACGAGCCGGAUGAAUUCCUGCAGAUCAAAAGUCUGGUGCUGGACGGGCCUGCAGCUGUGGAUGGCAAAAUGGAGACAGGUGAUGUGAUUGUCAGUGUGAAUGACACCAUUGUGCUGGGCUACACCCAUGCACAGGUGGUGAAGAUUUUCCAGUCCAUCCCUAUCGGCUCAAUGGUGGACCUGUCCUUAUGCCGCGGCUAUCCGCUGCCGUUUGACCCCGAUGACCCCAACACCAGCCUAGUGACCUCUGUGGCGAUUUUGGACAAGGAGCCGAUCAUUGUCAAUGGACAAGAGACUUUUGACGCUCCCAGCAACCAGGCCGGACCCAUCAAUGGCAUGGGCGAGCCGCGGCCGCACAGCCCCUCUGCGGAGAUAGCAUCCAACGGUUCACACGGCUACUCCACCGACGUUGUCACCCUGGCCUCGGCCAUCGCCACCCAACCAGAGCUGAUCACCAUCCACAUGGAGAAAGGAGACAAGGGGUUUGGGUUCACUAUUGCUGACAGCCUGACGGGAGGCGGACAGAGGGUCAAGCAGAUAGUGGACUAUCCUCGGUGCCGUGGUCUGAAGGAGGGAGACAUUCUGAUGGAGGUCAACAAGAGAAAUGUCCAAAAUAUGAGCCACAACCAGGUGGUGGAUCUGCUCAGCAAAUGUCCGAGAGGCAGUGAAGUCACCAUGUUGGUGCAAAGAGGCGUGGUGCCAGCCAAGAGAAGCCCAAAGCUGGUGCACCAGUUGGAGAGAAAGGACAGUCAGAACAGCUCCCAACACAGCGUGUGCAGCCAUCGCAGCGCUCACACCGACUCUCCCAGCCACCCACCCUCUGCCAUGCCCAGCGAGGCAGUGGUCCCCACUCCUGCAGCUCCCACACAGCCUCUGCCGGUCUUGCCCCCCCAGGACCCCGCAGAUGGUACUCUCACCCUCCAGAAGAAGCCAGACCCCUUCAAGAUCUGGGCCCAGUCCAGAAGCAUGUAUGAAAGUCGACUGCCAGAUUGCCAGGAGCAAGACAUUUUCCUUUGGCGGAAGGAUACUGGCUUUGGCUUCCGCAUUUUGGGAGGAAAUGAGCCUGGAGAACCCAUCUACAUCGGGCAUAUAGUGAAGUAUGGGGCUGCAGAUGAAGAUGGCCGCCUGCGGUCGGGUGAUGAGCUCAUCUGUGUGGACGGCACAGCGGUAGUGGGCAAGUCCCACCAGCUGGUGGUUCAGCUGAUGCAGCAGGCUGCCAAACAGGGUCACGUUAACCUCACGGUCAGACGCAAGACCCCCGGAUACGGAGUGUCAAAGGGAGAAGGCGACGUUCCCCCGUCGCCGGCCUCCUCGCACCACAGCAGCACUCAGGCGCCCAGUCUGACAGAAGGCAAGCGGACCCCUCAGGGGAGCCAGAACUCUCUGAAUACAGUCAGCUCUGGCAGUGGAUCCACCAGCGGCAUAGGCAGUGGUGGCGGCGGUGGCAGCGGAAGCGCCGUGGUCCCUGCCUCCUUGCAGCCCUACGACGUGGAGAUCCAGCGGGGAGAAAACGAGGGAUUCGGUUUCGUCAUCGUGUCGUCUGUCUCCCGGCCUGAUGCUGGCACCACAUUCGCUGGAAAUGCUUGUGUGGCGAUGCCCCACAAAAUAGGUCGCAUCAUAGAGGGCAGCCCGGCGGACCGCUGCGGCAAGCUGAAAGUUGGGGACCGGAUUCUGGCGGUUAACGGCUGCUCCAUCACGAACAAGUCCCACUCAGACAUCGUCAACCUGAUCAAGGAGGCCGGGAACACUGUCUCACUCAGGAUCAUCCCAGGCGAUGAAUCUUCCAAUGCUUCUCUGCUGACUAAUGCAGAGAAAAUAGCUACUAUCACCACCACACACACGCCUCAGACCACAGAGUUAAGGAAUCAUUCGAAGUCAAAAGGAGCUCCUCCUCCCCCUCCUUCACAAACUCAAAUGCAGGACGCAGAGUACUAUUCCGUAGACCUGGAGAGGGACAGUAAAGGUUUUGGCUUCAGCCUAAGAGGAGGACGGGAGUACAACAUGGACCUUUACGUGCUGAGACUAGCCGAGGACGGGGCUGCUGUCAGAAAUGGCAAGAUGAGGGUGGGGGAUGAGAUCCUGGAGAUUAACGGUGAGAGCACAAAGAACAUGAAGCAUUCACGAGCCAUUGAACUGAUCAAGAACGGAGGUCGAAGGGCACGGCUCGUCCUAAAGAGAGGCGACGGAUCUGUACCUGAAUAUGACGGCAGCAGUGACGGGUACCCUGCCCCACCCAGGGCACAAAACACUCCGGAAGUGAGAAGCUUGCCACCCAACAGCCGAUACCACACCUCAUUGGAGUCCAGUUAUCCACCAGACCUUCACAAACCAUCACGCCUGGAGGAAGCUGCGCGUGGCCGAGGUAUGGACAAGAACAGGGACUGGUCCGGCUCGGAUCUGAUGGACUUCCAUGGCCGGCAGUUUAACCCCCAUCUUCAUCACACCUGGAAUAACAGUCACAGUCAAAGUAAACCCCGACAGCAGUCUCCCGACAACAGCAGCAGCGGCGGCAACAAGAAGAGCCGAGGCCGCAAAGUCAAGAAGUCUGAUUCGGAGAGCGGCAUUUCCAAGCUCCUGAAAACUCUGAGGAAGGACAGCUCGGGAAAGAAGGCUGCUGCAGCUGAAAAACUGCGGGGCCGAGAGCUCUCGAGCAGCAGUUCCACUCUAGACACAAAGUUUCAUCUGCAGCGUCGUGGCUCCCUCGAUCGGUCACAGACCAGGAAGCGUAACUUGUCUCCAGAUCGCCGGCGGGCGAAAUCCAUGGACCGCAGGGCAGAUCGCGCGCAUCGGGACCACACACCUGAGAGGGAGUACGACGACGGAGGGUUCCUCUCGGUCACCCCUGAGCGUAAGCACUACGAACGGAGGCUCCUCAAGGAGUCCCCGAUAGUCGGACGAGUCAGCGAGGCCUCCACCCCUGAGCGCGUCAACAACGGCGGGGAUUCUCUCUCCAGAGGCCGCGCGUACGAGAAAGCAACAAAGAACGGCAACCUUCUGAGAGACUCUUCCCUGGAGAGGAGAGAGGAGAGGCAUCGGAUGAACGGGACAAUGGAGAGGCGAUACAGAUUGGAGAGAGACUCUUCCCCUGACAGCAGCUACACCCAGGACGAGCUGAACUAUGCAGCAGCACCCAGACUGAAGGACUACUACAGCAUGAAGAACAAUGCUGCACACAACAACGCUACCUACAACAAGACAGGACACAACAAUAACGCCGGAGGCCGCAGCUCAAACCAGAUCCCUGAGCCCAAGAGAAGGCUGUACAGAGAAAACCCUAAAGACCUCAGUAUAUAGAGAGGGGCCAAUGUUCCCUUCGCCAAUCUUUCCUCUGUCUGUGCAAACUACGUACCAUACACUGGAAUUGGACUUGUAACGAUACUAACUCAUACUCUUUAUUUGAUCCAAUUGUUUCUGAAUUGAUUUGAUUGACUAAACUACUUGUGGUCCCAUCCAGAGAUUCAUAAAUCAGCAGGGGUACAAUCCUUCUAUCAGUUUAUACUGGUUGUGUUGUCAUUGUUCUUGUUAUUUUGAACAUAACAAAGGUUGUUGUACUGUAGUAAAGGUAUUGUAUGUGCCUGCAUUUGAUAUUGCUUUUUUUGUAGGCAUUGCUGAAUUUAACUAUUUGUUCCCUUCAGAGAUCUGAAUAAUGCUUCCAUUUGUGGUAAAUCCUAAUUCCUGAGCUUGUUUUUAAAAUUGUUUUAGGUGUCCUUUUUUGCUCCUGAAUUACUGAAACUAUAGAUAAUGAUGGUUCAAAAGAACUGUGGAAGUGAAGCAAAGCUCUACAUUUAAAUUGGAUGGUGAAACUAGAGCGUUAAAUUAUAAAUAGUAAUAAUAUAUGAAAUUUCCUAAUUUUGCUCUAUUUAUUUUGAAUUUCACUCCUGUCUUGGGUGAGCUGCAUUAAAUCUUUAAGGGCUGAGGGAGAAAUGUGAGCAUGCUGUAGCCUACGCCAACUUGUGUUGCAUCAUUGUUUGACAGCCCAUCCCCUUUCCUAGGUAAAUAUUUUUCAGUCUCAGAGGCCCUGUCUACACCAACACAGAUAUUUUCUGCUGUGCUUCCACCUACCAUCCACUUAAAAAACUGAGUUUUUGAUUUAACAAAAAUAUAUAUCUAAAAAUGCUUUCCGAAGUGUAGAUUUUUAAAACCUUUGGACUAUAGAUUGGAUGUCUGGAUAUUAUUUAAAAAUAAACAUUGUCCCAGAGAUUGCCUUUUCACAUACCUGUGACUGUUCCUGUGCUAGAAACCACAACAUCAAGAGAGGCGUUUUAUAGGUUUUUCCAAAUCUGUUCUGAUCUGUCCUGAUGCUGUUUCCAUUUAACUUUCAAAAUAUGCAUAAAAAAUUUAAAGGGCCUACGUCCUCAUCUUUAUAACCUUUACUUUUGAAAUGCGAUCAGACUUGUUGCUCAUGUUUAAUAUAUCUAUUUUCAUGGAUGUCUAAAAUCUGUGGUUUACCUUGGAAUUGAGUUGUUUAUGAGAAAACGCUUUCUGAAGUGAAAUUAUUUAGAGAUGGUUUGUAAAAAAAAAAAAAAAAAAAAAAAAAAAAAAAAAUUGUAAAUUGGAUAUCUGGUAAUUAGCAAAUAUGAUGACGUUGCAGAUGUCCACUCUUGCUUUCAAAGGGGCAGUUAUUUUUUCACCUCUUGUUUUGUCCCAUCUCUCCUCCCAUCUAGCUUCAAAUUUAAGACGAAAGGUUUCAGAGGUGUGAGAUCAAAUGGCUGAUGCAAUCAAGAGAAACACAAGCCACAACUGUUUUGAGAGCAUCUUUAGCACCGCUUUAACCAACAUCGAAAUUUCAUAAAAUAUGUUGUCAAUAAUGUCAGUAUUAUUACCACCUACUGGUGAAGCAUGGUUAUUACAACGUCAACAGUAGGUGGUAAAACAUUUAAAAUGGAACUGCUGAAUGCAGACACCAUUUUUCAAACACAAAUAACAAAAAGAAAACAAGCACACCCAAAAUAUCUGGAGUACUGUGGCCAGGGUCCGAGAUUGUUUCCCCUAACACAAAUUGCUUACGGCUUCUAUAGACUGAAGCAAUUUCUUUCCACUAUGGCCAAAUCUGUUCAUGACAAAAAUGAGUUGCCCAAAACUUCUUAAAAAUCAUGUUUAGUGAUUUUGAAUAACCUGCAUUUUGCCAUACUACCAGCUGAAGCUGCCGUGAAGUAUGAUUGUUCAGAUAUGCCAAAAAAAAAAAAAAAAGAAUUACAAUUUAAGCUGAUUAUUCCUGUGCAAGAAAGAUGCAUGUGUAAGUUAAAAUGUAGUGUAACUUUGUUAGGCCUAAGAAAAACACUGUAAUCCUCCACACUUAUCUCCAGCUCAGUACUCAUGUUUAUGACACCCAUAGUCCAUCUCCUGGGCCCUGACACAACGAGCUGAUGAGGUUUUGUCGGUACGGUAACGUACGGGGAGUCCUGGUAGACGAGGCAACUAAAUCUGCCACUCUGAGCCACGCUGUCACGCCACUGGAGUCCAACUGCUGCUUUUUUUGUUUAUUUUUAUUUUAUUUUUUUAUUUGUGUGAUAAUUCUAUGUUUUGAUUUUUUUGUUUGAAAACUAAAACUAUAUAUUGGAUGAACCACAACAAAUGCAUUGUUUCAUCACCAGUGUCACUAUGGUACUGUGUUCAAGAAAAAUACAAAGCCAAACAAAAAAAAAAGGGAGCAAGUCAGAGAAAGAGAGUCACAUUUAAGAGGUUUGCCAUCACCUGUAAAGAGUUUUCUUCCUCCCCCCCACCCCCACCCCCACCCCACCCCCCAAUGUAACUACUAGGAACUCGUCAAGGAAUAAAAUGUUGCCUUUUUCUUGCACAAAAGAGAAAUUUAUGAAGAACCUCAACAGUGAGGAAUGUGAUAUUGUGUUUAUAUCUCUGAAAUGGACCUGAUGAUUUAUGGUAAAUAUGUUGAUUUACUCUGGGUCAGGUAUGUAAAGACAUUUUAAAAAUGAAAGACUGUAUUUGGUCAAUCAAAAGCUCUUAAAUGGUUUGAAUCUCUCUAUCGUUAGCCUGCCUUUGUAUUAUAAAGCACUUGUAUGCAGUCCGUGUUCUUCAAGCAUUAUUUCUUGCAAUGUGCUCCAGACAUAAUGCUGUCUCUGUGUUGAUAAAAGCAGUACAUGUAUAUGGGCCAAUUUUUUAUAUAACUAUGCAUAUAUAAAUACUACAUUGUUCAUAGCUUUAUUUGACCCAUGAAGCUAUACAUAACAUUAGUCAAAGUAAAAGUAGAUGUGGACUUAUCCAGCUUCUUUUCCUUCAGAUGGAUUACAAUGUAUAUGUAGCUAUCAAAAGAAGUCUGUGGAUGCUAUUUUUAUUAUCAAAUAAAGUUUUCCAUACAAAUUCAAA
Molecule: messenger RNA, 8328 nt
Organism: Fundulus heteroclitus (mummichog)
Lineage: Eukaryota; Metazoa; Chordata; Actinopteri; Cyprinodontiformes; Fundulidae
Product: membrane-associated guanylate kinase, WW and PDZ domain-containing protein 1
Exons: 24
Coding region: 442-5298 (1618 amino acids)
Biological process (GO): signal transduction
Cellular component (GO): cytoplasm
Molecular function (GO): protein binding
Source: RefSeq, a predicted model, not a curated record